This is a messenger RNA of Aspergillus clavatus NRRL 1, 1398 nucleotides long. Its product is annotated as transcription factor domain protein. Lineage: Eukaryota; Fungi; Ascomycota; Eurotiomycetes; Eurotiales; Aspergillaceae. Gene Ontology annotation, cellular component: nucleus. The record is from RefSeq and is a predicted model, not a curated record. The transcript has 2 exons. Gene Ontology annotation, biological process: DNA-templated transcription. Bases 1 to 1398 code for a protein of 465 amino acids. Gene Ontology annotation, molecular function: DNA-binding transcription factor activity, RNA polymerase II-specific; DNA binding; zinc ion binding.
AUGACCCUUCAACCGAAGGAACCGCCUCGGAUUGCUCCAAAACCUCGUUCUGUUGUCUCGGCUGGCCGGCGGUACAUGAGUAAAGCCCAGCGAGCAUGCGAUUUCUGUCGAUCCCGCAAAUCGGCCUGUCAGAUCGAUACAGCGCCUCCAUGCCGCCAAUGCAAGGCGCAUGCACAGCUCUGCGAGUUUACGGACCGCAUAGUUCGGAAGAAACGGCCAAUUCCACAAGCCAAGCCGUCCACGUCGCCAACCCACACUCAUGAUGGCCGUGAUGAGCAGAGACGACCGCAAGAGUCGCCUUCGAGGGAGGUGCAGCAGUGCCUGUCGUUUGUGCCAUUGACGGGGAGCUCGUUUUCAUUAGGAUCACCAGGAUUUGAUGCUCACAUGCUGGAUUUUGACUUGGAUCGUGGGCUGGAGGAGGCUUUGCGCAGUUCUGUAGAUGAUGGUCAGGCAGUAAUGGAUGAGCUCAUGCUGAGCUUACAUGACAGCAGUGUUGCUAAUCACGCUUCGCUCGAAAGUCAUCAGCCUCUGGUGGGGGAGUUAUGCGGUCUGACCGGCGAUAUGGACCCGUACCUCCUGCGACAUUAUCAAUUUGAUGAGAAGUCACGGUUUGCGUUUUCCAAGUUGACUAUCUGCAGCAUGCAAGACACAGAGGUCCCAGUGCAGCUUUUGCUAUCGAAGACGGAUAUAAAUGCAGAUGUAAAAGCACAAACUCGACUGACCAGCCCGGGAGAUGACUCCAUCGAUCUCUCCGAUCUUGUGCCUCCCGAGAUCGGACAGCGGUUAAUUCAGCUCUUCUUCCGAUUCAUUAAUCCACUGUUCCCGAUCUUACGUCGGAGUGAUGUCCCCAAUCCAUCGACCGCAUCGACACAUCUUCUCGCAGCGAUCUAUUUAAUCACCCAACCGUUUACUACUUUUGACGACUACCUCUGUAUCGAGCUGGUAUACAAUCGUCCAUCGCCACAUAGUUUAUUUGGCAUCGCCUGGAGAGCAUUGAACAACGCCCUCUCCGAACCAAACUUCGCGUCUCUUCAGGCUGGUCUUAUCCUGCUGCUGCAGCCGCCGGCAAAUCCGCUGCUUCUCGACAGCGCUUUCAAGUGGACACUUCUCGGUAUGAUUGUAUCUAUGGCUCAAACGCUGGGAAUUCAUCUCGAUCCCAGUCUCUGGAAUUUGCCAGACCACGAAAUCCGCAUGCGUCGGGUCUUAUCGUGGAUGGUCUAUGCUGUGGAUAAAUGGCUGGCUGCGAGCUUGGGCCGGCCAAGCCAUAUCUCUCGGGAUGAGUGGUUGAUUACGGAAUUGGAUCCUGCUGAUAUAAGCUUCGAUAUCAAGAAUGACUCUUAUGCUUGUCAAUUCUCCAAUCUCACGGUCAUCUUGGACAAGGUCUUGGGGAAUCUCUAG